This is a messenger RNA of Diabrotica virgifera virgifera (western corn rootworm), 1881 nucleotides long. RefSeq lists its product as uncharacterized. The coding region runs from base 108 to 1838 and encodes 576 amino acids. The transcript has 8 exons. NCBI's taxonomy places the organism in Eukaryota, Metazoa, Arthropoda, Insecta, Coleoptera, Chrysomelidae. The record is from RefSeq and is a predicted model, not a curated record.
UUUAAAUAAUUGUCAAAAAUGUCAUAAGAAUUUUUGUGACCAAUUUUUUAUGGAGGGAAUUUUUUCACAAGAACUCUCAUAAGUUUCCAUCAGCUCAUUACUUCUUAAUGUCGUCGUCAAAACAGAGGACUAGAAUGAAGAGAUAUACCACUUUCAUCCAUUGGAAAUCGCUCAUUGCUUUUGGUUUAUUGUUUUGGUUUUUGUUAUGUACAACAGAUAUACUAGGAGGAAAUUCACGUGGAUAUCUCUAUAGUGUCGAAGAUUACGACCUACUUUAUGAAACACUCUUCAUGGAAAGAUUAGAAAGAACUAACGAUGUAAUAUUAAAACUGAAAAAUUUUGGUGGAUUACUGGUAUUGUGGAAUUUCAUAACAUUUGUGUGUUCAAUCGUCUUGUGCCAGUUAGUGAAACUUGGCUGGUGGCUAGUAUUUAAUGCUAAGUUUAAAAAGAACUUUUGGUCAAAUUUACGACUAGACAAUUGCAUCGCUACACGUAGUAUCAGUAGUACCAGCUCCCUACAAAGUAAAAUUCCCAUAAAAAUAAAAACCUUACCGCUAACAACUCUUCAAAGGUUAGAUUUAAAGAAAAGACUUGCGCUUAAAUGCGACAACAGCUGUCCCAACUUUUUAACCGAGAGGACCCGCAGUAGCAUAUCAGCAAUUACCACAAAAAGUUCUCCCAAAUGUAAUACACUUUGUAAAAACAGUUUAAUGUGUAUUCCUACUAAAGAGGAUCCGUAUCAACUGCUGAUGGACACACGACAAGUUAGCAAACUACGAGCAGAAAUUAUAAGUUUGCAGACAAAAUUCCAAAAAGAACAAUUAGAGCUCUCAAGAAAAAUUGAUAUUAUUAAUAAGGAAAAGAAAGAGCUAGUACGGCAAUUGACAAUGAUUCAAAAGGAAAAUAGGGUAGCCAAGCAACAAAUAGAAGAACUUGUACAAGAAAAGAGUAUGCUAUUUAAAAAACUGGAAUCAGCCACCAAGGACAUUAAGUCAAAUGCCAGAUCUAAAAAGGCAGCACUGACAAAACUGGAGGAAAUGUCUGUAAGCUAUGAAAAUCUGAAACAGGAACUGGAACAAGUAACUCGAGACAAGGCUAUCCUAGAAAAUAAAUUGAAAGUUUUACAAGGAGAAUACGAGAAGUUGCAAGAACGUAUCAUCCUUCCUAACGAGCUUCAGUUUUGUGAGGACUAUCAUGUCAAUAUGCCAGAAAGGGACACGAAUAAUGGUAAUACUCAAAGUCUAGAAAUGAAGGAUACAUUUACCAAGAUUGAUGUGCAGCAAAAUAAUGAAAGGACUGAACAACCUUUGUCUCAGGCCGAAUUGGAUAUGAAAAAUAUUCAAGUAAAAAUUAAGCAAUUGGAAAAAAACCUUGAAAAUUUUAAUAGUCAAAAAUCCGAUUAUACUUUGCAAGCAGGAGAUCAAGGAGGCUCCGACCUGAAUUUAAAUAUUGCCGAAUCCAAAGUAAUGUUAGACGACGACAUGGAAGCUUAUGAUUAUUUUUUUCCAUAUAUGACCCCAAGACUUCGGUAUUGUUCUGGACGAGCAGGAGAUGUAGUUAGUUUCAGGCCACCAUUUGUUCCUGCCGAUGUAAAUUCACAAGUUAGCGUGAUUCAGACCAUUGCUAAUAAAGUUAACGAAAAAGUACGACUAAUUGAUAAUUUAAGGGAGAAAGGAGAGAGUGAAGCAGAUGAGUAUUCUUCACAGGAAUCUUUAAGUGAUAUAAGGAUUCCGAGAAAAAUAGUCAGCAGUUCUGUAGCUUUUCAAAACUUUCUAAAAAAUUUACAGCCGGAAAGUGCUAGAUUUUCAUAUGAAUCUCAAAGUGAAUAUUGUUUUUAAAUGUGUUUCGGAUAAAAUUAUUUAAUUAAAUUAUAUGACAGUC